CUAUGUUUCAGUUUGUUAUCUUUCCAUGCUAAAUUUUUCGCUUUUUUCAUUAUCUUCCUCGUUUUUUCACCUCCUCUAUUGAAAUCUGGUAGAAUUCUUCACUUUAUGUUGGUUCUCGUGCGUGUCUGUGCCGUGUCCGUAAAUCUUCUUGAAGACCAGAAAUUUCACCUUGUGUUCGUCUAAUUAAGUAACUGGAAGCAUCAUGGAACAAAUUCCCCCAACAGAACAUGCUGAAUUGACAAAAGAGAUAACAAGUCACAUCGAGGGUGCAGUAAAUGAAAAAAAAAUUGAUGAGGCAUCAGCUACAACAAUAUUACCAUUAAUGUCUGCCGAAAGAUCCAUACUUCAAAGGGAUUCGGUCAAUAACGAAAACUAUAAAAUUUUAACAAUUCAAGAGAGAAUGGACAUACUUCUUAGGAACGCUGAGAAAGGAAAUGAAAAAACAAAUUCCAAAAGUAAUAGUGGUCGCAAGUGUGGUGCUGAUAAUUCGGCGGAAAAAUUGAAACGAAAGAUUGAUUCGGAAUCGAAUUCGUCAGUUGAAGAUACCAAGGUUCAAUCAGCUGGUGUCAGUCCCAACCAAAAACGAGAUAAUUCUGAAGACUGCAACCCAGUGCUUGCGAAGAAAGGGAAGGUCUCAGAACCUAUUGAUUUGAGCGCUGUUGCCGCUAAAAAUGACACUGCAUUGAAAUGUAUAACUCAAUGCGAAAAAAACGAACCAACUGCAGAAGACAAAUGCGGAAUAUCAAAUACAAUAAACAACCUGGUUAAAGAUAAUCCCGAAAAGCAAACCACUGAAAGCAAAAUCUGUUUGCCUAAAAUAAGUAGAGAAAAUUUAAUAAAGGACACAAAGAGACGUAUACAACGAGUCUAUGAAUUAAACAAGAAAUUGUUCAAACAACUAGAAGAGAAUGAUGAAAAGUGUGAAAAAGGUAUGGGAUAUUUUGAAUCUGGGUUAUACAUGGCAACUAAAUGUCAAAAGAAGCAUGAUCUAAAGGAAGGAAAAUCUCCAUGUACCUGCUGCCAGGAAGGUACCUCCAAAGCUUCGAAUGGGAGCAAUAAAGAAGUAGAAACAUCUUCCAGUAACAAAGCUGAGGCCGCUUCCUCAGCUGAACAAACUGCAGAUGAAGUUAAUACAACAGGCAAAUUGCCAAUUGCAGAAUUUUGGAAAAAUUUAUUGGAGGAAGGAAAACGAAGGCGUGAAAAUGCUGGCUUGUUAGAUAAAUUAGUAACGCAAGCAGCGAGGCCUCCACCCACCUUCAAUACAAAGGAAGAAAUUUCUGCAUUCCUGGAGAGUUUAUUGCGAAGCAAUCGCACACGUUCAAAUAACAAACCUGCGCCAGAAGACCGAGCUCCUGAUGCAAACAUUUCAGUUACAUCCGAAAAAGAAGCUUACAGGAAAUUCGUUGAAUCUGAAUUCAAAAGACUGAAGGGAUUAGAUGACAGUAAUAAUGGAACAAAACCACUGGAUGGAAAUAAUUCCUCGGAGUGUAUAUCUGAAAUGGAUACACAAUCAAGUACUACAACUUCGAGUGGUGAGAAGAGCUUUUCAAUAAAACAAGAUAUAACUGCAACAAAAUCGAAGGAUUCGGAAAAUAAAACUAUGACUAUUACAACCGGGUGUAUUACAAGAGAAGGAAUUACAGUUACUCGUAAAAAUGUAAGGGCAAUUCCAUUCCAAAUAUAUUCGUACGAUGAAAAUGGUUUGAUCUGCAUCGAAGAUGCAAAAUUCGAAGGCCUUCAUUUUCAAUCUACAUCAUCAGAAGAUGUAAAAAUUGAAAAUAUGACAGUCGUGGAAGAUUGUUCUUCAAAUACCGUGGAACGUUCAGCUAUGAAUCUUUUGGCCAAAGAUGCUGCAAAAUCGAUUCCUGAACUUGUCGAUGAAGCGAAAUCGGAACAUGAAAAAAGAAAUGAAGACGUCGAAUAUGGAAAGAUAACUGUCGUAGAGGAUUCUUCAGUGAACGCUGACGGAAAUUCAGAUGAGCAGCCUUCGACGAACGAUAAUUCAAAUUCAAAUUCUCAGAGUAUUGCUGAAACAACAUCAAAUGGUCUUUAUUUCGAUUCUUCAUCAGAAGAUGAAAAAAAAGAUGUUGUUACUGAAGAAACUACAUCAAAACAGAUUAAUAAGAAUCAAGAUGUGGAGAAUGGGAAGUUAACUGUCGUAGAUGAUGCUGAAGGAAAUUCAGAUAAGCAACCUUUGACAAAAUCAAUUCUUGGGAAUACUGCUGAAGCGACAUCAGAAGAUCUAUAUUUCGAUUCAUCAGAAGAGGAAAAAGAUGUGAUCAAUGAAAUGACAGUCGCAGAAGAUACUUCUUCAGUUAAUGCUGAAGGAAAUUCAGAUAAGCAACCUUUGACAAAAUCAAUUCCUAAGAGUACUCCUGAAGCGACAUCAGAAGAUCUACAUUUCGAUUCAUCAGAAGUGGAAACAAAAGAUGUGGUAAUCAAUGAAAUGACAAUCACAGAAGAUACUUCUUCAGUUAAUGCUGAAGGAAAUUCAGAUAAGCAACCUUUAACAAAAUCAAUUCCUGAGGGUACUCCUGAAGCGACAUCAGAAGAUCUAUAUUUCGAUUCAUCAGAAGUGGAAACAAAAGAUGUGGUGAUCAAUGAAAUGACAGUCACAGAAGAUACUUCUUCAGUUAAUGCUGAAGGAAAUUCAGAUAAGCAACCUUUAACAAGAUCAAUUUCUGAGAAUACUCCUGAAGCGACAUCAGAAGAUCUAUAUUUCGAUUCAUCAGAAGUGGAAACAAAAGAUGUGGUGAUCAAUGAAAUGACAGUCACAGAAGAUACUUCUUCAGUUAAUGCUGAAGGAAAUUCAGAUAAGCAACCUUUAACAAGAUCAAUUCCUGAGAAUACUCCUGAAGCGACAUCAGAAGAUCUAUAUUUCGAUUCAUCAGAAGUGGAAACAAAAGAUGUGGUAAUCAAUGAAAUGACAGUCACAGAAGAUACUUCAGUUGACACUGUUGAAUUCUCGGACAAAAAGUCUUCUUUGAAAUCGAUUUCGGAGCUUAUUUCUGAUGCAAAAGAAAAGGAUCUCUAUUUCGAUUCUUCAUCAGAAGAUCUAACUUUGACAUAUGAGAAUGAAUGGGGGGAUUAUGGGAAAAUUGCAACUGUGAGAGUUGAAGGAAAUUCUUCAGUAGAUACACAUUCUCUAAGCAAAGACGAUCCAAAAACGCUUCCUGUGCUCAUUGCUGAAGCAAAAUCAAAUAACCUAUACUUUGAUUCUUCAUCCGAAGAAGAAGAAGCAACCACAAAACAAGUUGAACAGGGCCCAAUUCCAGAGGAGCCAACCUCUUCGAAUUCUCAAGAAAUAUCAGACUCUCAAGAGCAAGUUCUAAUUAAGGGUGGAGACACGAAACAAGUUAAACAGGGCCCAAUUCCAGAGGAGCCGACUUCUUCGAAUUCUCGUAGAAUAUCAUGCUAUCAUGGAGUUGAACAGGACCGAAUUCCAGAGGAGCAAAUUUCUUCGAAUACUUAUGAAGUAUCAUACUAUCAAGAGCAAAUUGUAAUUGAGGGUGGAGACACAAAACAAGUUGAACAGAACCCAAUUCCAGAGGAGCAAACUUCUUCGAAUUCUCAAGAAAUAUCAUACUUUCAAGAGCAAGUUCUAAUUGAGGGUGGAGACGAGGAGGAGGGGCAGUCAACCUGUGACUCAGAAGGACGUUUAGUAAUAGACAUUCAAAACUCAGAUGAUGCCCAGCAGCCUCACCAGGAGGAAUCAUGCGUUAUGGAAGAAAAUUCAGAACAACCUGUAGAGGCAAGUUCAACAGAAAACUCAACCCCUUCAGAAAUUCACAUAGCAGAAGAAUCUCAAAUUUUUGAGGAAACUAUUCCGUGUUUCGAAUACGAUCCAAAGAUCUCUACAUUCUCCACUUCACAACUCAAAUUGAUCAGGGACCUUUUGAACGACGUUGAUCUAUUCUCUCGAGCUGCAAUGGCCGUACUAAAAGCAGAAUCAAUGCCUGUAGUUCCAAAUAUCAGGUUCAGAAUACCGUCCCCACCAGCAGUCGAACCAACACUCCCAGAAAACGUGAGGGCUAUGCACGAACAGCGGGGUGAUAUUAAAAAAGAAGUAGCUACAUCUUCAACAGAACGGACGUCAUCAACUGUUCCCCCCUCAAUCAGUGAAGAGCCAGAUGAAGCAACACCUUCAACGAGUACUGCAGGACAAUCCUCUGCCCGUAGGACACGACCAUUCCACCUACUGAAGGAUGUAGGAAUUACCAAACCAGAUUCAACAGUGAAAUCUGCAGAAGACGAAGACAGCCUAGUUCGCCAAUUAUUGAAUAGACCAUCAUUAUACACUUAUCCUCCGGAAACAGCAGACGUGAUUAUGCAGUUGAUGCUCCAAUAUGGUGAAAUGAAACUUUGUUUUCAAGACCCGGAUGAUAUACCACAAUAUAACGAAGCAGUACCUGAAGGGCCAUACUCUGAGGAAAUACCAGGCCAAGAAGAUGAGCCAAUGGACACAGAGAUUCUACCAAACAGACGACGUGGAAUCGUAUAUCCAGCAGAAAUUCCAAUUCCACCCGAGCCAGUGCCCAUACCAGAUCCAAAUGAUGAUGAUAGGGAACCACAGGAAAAUCAAGAUCCUGCACCAGAAGGUGAAUCGCCUCCUGAUGCAGAACCUACACCAGCACCUCAGCCCACUCCCGAACCUCAAGAACAACAGCCCGCACAGGACCCAGACGAACAGUCUGCUCCCGGGCAAGAAGAGCAGCCCGCACAGGAACCAGAAGAGCAAUCUGCUCCCGAGCAAGAAGAACAACCUGCUUCAGAAGCAACAAUGAAUCCUUCCUCCAAUACGGUAGACUCCGUCAUCGAUGAUUCAUCAGAACCUCUAAGUACGAAUCAUCCGAUGUUUGAAGAAUCUCCACCAACACCAUUAUUUGGAAAUAAUGAUGAAUCCAUCCCAAUAACGAGGGAUCAUGAUCAAGAUCUUGCAGGACAAAGUAUUUUUGAUCGAACACAGCAAAUUGAGGUUAAUAUGCCAAUAGACCAGAAUCACAUUUCACCACAGUCCAAUCACGGAGUUGAGCCAGUGCUCUCUUGUAAUCCAGCAGCAUCAUUUUCUUCAUGUCAAUCACAACAGGUUAGCGUUAUAAGGAAUAUGAACCAACGUCAUAUUCAUAAUCAGGAAGCUACAACAGAUCCCGAAAGUCCUGAACGACCCACGCCACCUCCUCUACCAGAAACAGAGUGGCCGUAUCCAAACUCAGGUAACGAUGAUCGAAAUACACCUCCAUGCGCCCAAAGACCAAAUGAUUCAACAACAGAUCAAAAUAUGCGAUUAGAUUGUCGGGAAACCUGGCCACAACUCGUAGCUACAGACGAAAGGAUGUCGCUUACUGAUAGUAAUCAAUCAGCGCCGUGUCCUUCAAAUCAGCCACCUCAAACUUGCUUUAUAAAGGAAAUGAACCAACGUCAUAUUUCAACACAUCGCAACCAAGAAUCUGCACCAGUACUGGCCACUGUAGCAGACCCUGAGAAUCCAGAACAACCCAUACCGCCCCCAGAGCCAGAGAACGAUAAUCGAAAUGCACCUCCAAGAGCCCAAGGACAAAUAGACUCAACAUCAAAUCAAAGAAAUCUCGGGCCACAAUUUGUAGUUACAGAAGAAAGUAUGCCAGUUUCUCAAGAUCAAAGUCAGCCGUCCUGUGAUCAAGAGGCUGAACAGAUGUUUACCAAUGCGACAUACCCCAAUAGUCCUGAAAAUAAACCAAUACCUCGAAGUCCAGAACGCCAACCUCAGCCAAGGCCAAUGCCCCCACGACCAACUGCAGAUAACCGAGAACCACGAAGAGCACAAUUGCAAUCAGCCCCAGAUCAAAGUGAUAGUAUUCAAUGUAUAUAUUCCGAUGGUCAACCUAUAAAAUCGUUACAAGAUAAUGAGCAUGAGGAAUCUUCACAACCUUCGAGCUCCACAUCAUCUGAUCCCCUCGUCGGAUUGCCGCCCAGAAAUACGCCAAGUCAAAGUACCAACGUAUUGAUAAGUGUACUCUGUGAUAACAGACGUCGAACUAGAUCCCUCAGUGAACCUUCAUCACCUAAAUUCAGACCAAUUUACCAUCCAGGCACAAACAAUGAAUAUGGAUCAGUGCUCUUCACAGAGGAAGGUCCAAAAAAUAACCUUCAAAAAGCUAUAAAUCAACCUCGCACACAAUUAAUCACUGCUUCAAGUCAGAAUGAUCAAGAUCAGCAUAUAGAUAUUGAAAUGCCAUUUGAGUCGAAAACAGACGAGGAAACUCAGAAUAUUUUGCAACUACCAGCUGCUUCUUGUCCAUCGCCAGAAGUAAUUGUUGAAAGUAUACCAUCUGAGUCAGGCGACCAAGAAGAAUUGAGUAUUCCUAAGUACUCUGAAUCAAAACAGAAGAAGAAUCAAGAUCAGCCAUCGAAAGAUACAGAAGUACGCAGCGUAAUCGGUAUCAUAUCUUGUAAUCAAACCUCUGGUGAUGGAGAGACGACUCAGAGUGGUGAACGUUCCACCAAUCAGGGUGAACAACAAGAAACACCACAAGAAUCAACUGUAUCGCAAGGGUCCUCCAAAGCGGUAGCAAGUUCAAGCAGUAACGCACCUACAAGUAAUCAAAACGCAGGAGAGUCAGGAUCAGAUGAUGAAGAUGAAAACUCCCGGAAAAGAUCAAGGCCAAAAUCCGUCGAACCACCAACUGGUUCCCCUGAGUUGGAGUGUGAGGAAAAGCUCACGGAAUCGGAAGAUAGUUGCUCAAUGAGUGUAUCAGGGGUAAGUCGGGGAGUAUUGAGAGGACGUUCCAAAUCUGACGAUAGUAGUCCUAGAACAGUAGGAGAUGCAAGCUCUGGGUCUCGUUUCUCCUAUGAAAAUAGACUGAGUUCUAGGUCCGAGCAGUUUUUGAACGAGUGCAGUUCAGAAUCCAGUAGUCCAGAAUACUUGACACCAACUCAUGCUUUACCAAGAACAACAUCAACAUUUCAAGGUUGUGCUCAAAGCUUGAGUGCUCGUAUUGAUGAGGAAAGUCAUGAAGCCAGUACAUCCGUCCAGAGCAGUAACGCAGGACAAGAUGAAGGAGUUCAAUCAGACCCUCAACCAAGACCGUCUACUUCGAAACGUAGAGAAGCGCCAACUCCAGAGGUUCCAGAAGACGGUCCCAAUAAGGUAUUGGUAACAGAAGCCGGCACUAGCAGAAGGAUCUCCGAAUCCAACGAGGCUGAAGCGGCCGUUGUUCAAGCUCCACAGAAUGUUGAGAUAGGUGGAAGACCCGCUAGAAUAACUCACAGAAGGAGACCAGUACCUAGCGAAUCAGACAGUGAGCCCAGUAGACGCGAAUCUAUUUUCAGUGAAUCAGGAAUCAGUGGGAUCGAGGACACCCCUGAAGAUGAUGAGAGUUCAGAUCUUACAGACGAAUAUGCGUAUUCCGAGAGAUUGCAUACGUUCCAAGCGGCUCAGGUCCAGGAAGGCAAUCAAUAUGAAGGUGUUGGAGAAGCUUCUGCACCAGAUGAAGGAGAACCGUCAAGUACCACAAAUGAACCACCUAUUGGUCCGUCAGCGAGUCUGAAUAGAGACGACCAACUCUUCGAUUCUUGUUCUUCCCAUUCAACAGUAGUGCCGAAAGAUUCCUCCAGCUCGGCAAAAUCCAGUGACAACACCUUGAGUUCUAACUCGACUGAAGACCUAGAAGUACCGGAACCUGGUCCACGACAACCGCCAUCUUUGAGGGAUCUCGGUUUACCGCAAGAUGCCGAUAUUCAAAUUGAGACAAUGUUCUAUCGUAGACGCUCAACGCCUGAUCCAAUGGUUGAGGUGUUCGAGAUAGUAGCUGCUCCUCAGACUGAAAAAAGGAAAAGAUCCAGUCCUUCCGAUGAGGCAGAGGCUAAAAAAAUCAAGACUGAAGAAGCUUCUGAUCAACAAAGUGAGCCGUCAGAAGUCGAUCAAGAUGGUGAUGUGCCCAUGAUCGAAAUCAGUCCAGAAGUUUCUGACUCUGACAGAGAAGUUGAAUCUAUUAUGGCUGCACAGAGAUGCAAUGAAAGCACGAGGAAUACUGAUCAGGGGACAUCUCAUUCACACAGUAGACAGAUAACUAUCCUCCUUCCUUCCGACAACAUAGGGCUUACCCGAGUUAUAGUAUAUCCACCAAAACUGAAAAUAUCCAGUUUCGUUCCUUACGUUGCGCCUAAAAAACCUGGCGAAUCAUCUCCGAAGACGGACGAUUCCAAAUCGUCAAAAGGAAAGGCUCCAAGCGAUGCUAAUGCAUCGUCAUCAACUUCGUCUAGACGAUCAACUGGUCUUCCUAAACAAGACAGUUCUUCGGGCACUAGACGAGCGAGCUUGCGGCCAAAGCAAGGAAACAAAGAAACCACUGAGUCGGGAAGUCAGAGACGAGCAAGCUUCGGAGCAUCUUUACAGGGCAAUACUGGGACUGCGAAGAAAGAUAACCCGAAAACUCAACAGACACCGGGUUCCGAAUUGAAACCGGUUACUAGAAGCAGUGCGAAAACCUCUGAUGCGUCGAAGACCUCUAAUGCGUCGAAAACCUCUGAUGCAUCGAAGACCUCUAAUGCGUCGAAAACCUCCGAUGCGUCGAAGACCUCUAAUGCGUCGAAAACCUCUGAAGCAUCGAAGACCUCUAAUGCGUCGAAAACCUCUGAUGCGUCGAAGACCUCUAAUGCGUCGAAAACAUCUAAUAGUCAAACUUCCUCAGCCCCUAAGGCUGCUUCGACAGUGAAGAAAAAUACUUCAGAUUCAAAGAAUCAGGCCGGCAAGUGCAAGGAACCGACUUCGAGAAGAACUCAACGUGACGAUCAAGAUGAUCCAGAUUCGUCGACUUCAAAGAGAAACUUAAGAAUGGCUAAAUCACCAAGAAGAAAUGCAAUUUCCAGGAGAUAAAGGCUAGUCUUCAUUUUAUUUCAUAUCAUUUUCUCGUUUAUUGUGUGUGUGACUGUUUUUGUUUUAUGUUAUUGUUAUAUGUUAUUUUUAUUUCAUGAUUGAUCAAUGAAACGAAUUUUAUAUUUGACAGUUCUUUAUUACAAAAAUGUAGUGAUGAAUUUUUUGAUACAUUUCUGCGAAACUGUCACAAUUUUUUUGAACCAAACUAUUUGUAAGUUUCGAUCGAAGAAAUAAAUAUUAAAAAAUUAUUAUAUUCUAAAUCUAUAAAUAUUCUAUGUACAUUAUUUCGUGUAUGAAUCCCGAAAAUACUGAUAUACAAAGUGAAGAAUAUAAUUUUAGAAAUCUC
Molecule: messenger RNA, 9200 nt
Organism: Coccinella septempunctata (seven-spotted ladybird)
Lineage: Eukaryota; Metazoa; Arthropoda; Insecta; Coleoptera; Coccinellidae
Exons: 11
Coding region: 203-8854 (2883 amino acids)
Source: RefSeq, a predicted model, not a curated record